AUGGCUUCAGUUUCAGCUGUUGCACUACUCAAGGCAACCACGCUCCUCGCCGUCCUCGCCAUUCUCCUCCUCCCUUCCUCAGCACGCUGCCGCUCACGAGCCCCGGCGCCGGCACCGGCACCGGGUCCCUUGCCACCGGCGCCGACUGGUGUGCGAUGCAGCGACUGCCCCGCGUACUGCGCCGGCGCCGCAAAGGGCUUGUGCGGCAGGUACUGCGGCGACCGGCAGCCACCGCCGGGCUGCGACGACUGCAGGUCGGCGGUGCUCCAGGGGUGCACGGCGUGCUGUGGCGCCGGCGGCGGCUGCAGCAACGGUACCGUCGGAGGACGAGACUGCGGCACGUGCGACUACUGCGGCGGCACCGGUGGGUGCGGCGGCGUGGUGGAGAGCAGGUGCCAGGGCGCCUGCACCGUGAACCUCCGUGCGUGCGAGGACUGCCGGGCCGUGGAGGAACGGCGGUGCAGCGCCUCCUGCAACAGCAACUGCGUCCAGUAA
This is a messenger RNA of Brachypodium distachyon (stiff brome), 495 nucleotides long. RefSeq names its product keratin-associated protein 5-10-like. Lineage: Eukaryota; Viridiplantae; Streptophyta; Magnoliopsida; Poales; Poaceae. The transcript has a single exon. The coding region runs from base 1 to 495 and encodes 164 amino acids. The record is from RefSeq and is a predicted model, not a curated record.